This is a messenger RNA of Solanum verrucosum, 426 nucleotides long. RefSeq lists its product as uncharacterized. The transcript has 2 exons. Bases 1 to 426 code for a protein of 141 amino acids. The record is from RefSeq and is a predicted model, not a curated record. Lineage: Eukaryota; Viridiplantae; Streptophyta; Magnoliopsida; Solanales; Solanaceae.
AUGGAAGAGCAUCUACAACACUUGAGAGUUAUCUUCAACAUGUUGAUCAAACACCAACUCUUAGUCAGGAAAAGCAAAUGUUAUUUUGGAGCUUAUAAGGUGGAAUACCUAGGGCACUUCAUUUCUGCUGAAGGUGUGUCCACUGAUCCUAAGAAGAUUGUUGUUGUUCAAGAAUGGCCAACUCCUAAAUAUGUGAAGGAGUUGUGGGGAUUCUUGGGGUUGGUUGGAUACUAUAUAAGGUUUAUAAGAAGAUAUGGUUGGAUAAGCAAGCUCCUGACUGAUCUUCUUAAGAAGGAAGGGCUUUCUAGAAUGACAAGGGAGAUAAUUUGUAGUAAGAACAAACUAGAAGGCCCUAAAUUUCUUACUGGAUCAGAAGUUGCACACUGGUACUUAGAUGAAAUGGAUAUCCAAGCUAAUGCAAUUUGA